Messenger RNA from Gymnodraco acuticeps, 3005 nucleotides. It is a transcript of the gene il21r.1, whose product is annotated as interleukin 21 receptor, tandem duplicate 1. The record is from RefSeq and is a predicted model, not a curated record. Gene Ontology annotation, cellular component: external side of plasma membrane. Gene Ontology annotation, molecular function: cytokine receptor activity; protein binding. The transcript has 10 exons. NCBI's taxonomy places the organism in Eukaryota, Metazoa, Chordata, Actinopteri, Perciformes, Bathydraconidae. Gene Ontology annotation, biological process: immunoglobulin mediated immune response; cytokine-mediated signaling pathway. Bases 352 to 1965 code for a protein of 537 amino acids.
ACUGAACACGAUGGACUCACUUGGCACUAAUGUCUCCAGCCCUUUGGUUAAAGAUGAGUAACCAUGGGACAGAAUUUAAAGCUGUUGCAUAUUCAAGCAGAGUGGAAGUGGGUGGAAGGAUCGACACAGACUCAAAAGCUCAAAGGGUCUGAAACCACAUCCUUCGUCACACCACGAAUGAUGAUGAUGUGUUCGCAGUGACACCAACAUUGUUCCAUGAAACAUUCACACAGACAUCAGCGCGUCAGUGACUCAGUCAGAUGCUGAAAGUUUAGGUGGAAGGAUUUCAAAUUUAAAUAAGUUUCAGAUGCUGUUUUAUUCCGUCUAACCAGAUAACAGUGGGUUUUCCCCAUGGCUCUUAAACACCUGUUCUUAUUGUUGCUGUGGGACCUCACUUUGAUUCCCCAUGUUGUCUCGUCUAUGUGCAAUGUCAGCUGCACGACAGAUUUUAAGGCCUCACUGAACUGUUCCUGCUUGGGCUCUGUGCCGCCAUUCGCUGUCCUUCUCAAUGUCACAUGCAGUUGUGACGACCUUGUGUUUCAUGGCAGCUGUGAAGUCAAACCCCCUCAGUCCUGGUGCGUAAUACAAUCAAAGGACAUUGAUGAUGUUGCAUACGUUGAAACCAAGUGUACCACGACAGUCAGUCAACAGGGUGAUGAUCGACUUUUAGUGAAUGCCAGUGAGCCGUGGAGGCUGGCUGAUGUGGUGAAACCUCCGCCUCCUGUCGGUGUCCAGGUGACAAACACUGACGGAUUCUACAACAUCACCUGGCACCUCGUCAACAAAAAAGACUGUCUCAUAUACAGUGUGCGCAUAAGAGAGAGCAAUAACUUGUCAAAGGAUCCAGUUUACUCCCUUUCACCGGUACUACAAAGGUUCUUCCUGUUAGAAAGUAAGAGGCUCCAAUCACAUGUGCGCUAUACUGUGGACAUUCAGGCCAAAAUGGAUCCUGAUAAUCACUAUCUUGGUCCUUGGAGCGAGUGGAGUUCCAGUGCAGAAUGGAGAACUACAGGAACUUCAGAGAUUAAAGGAAUGAAUGAACAGUGGUGGUACAUCUCCCUGCCUGUCAUUUUUGUCCUUCUUGUGUUGCUGGGUUAUUCCAAAAAAUCGUGGUGGCAGAAAAAACUCCAGCAGAUUGUAUUCAUCCCCAAAGCAGAUGAGUUUUUCAAGCCACUCGACCUCAGCUAUGGAGGGAACUUCAAGGAGUGGGUGAAGCCUGUCUUCAGCGAGUGUGAUUACGUGAGGAUCAACUCUCAUGCUCAGAUGAUUAGUGAGAAGCAGCCCAAAGUCCUUCAAUGGAACAACGAGAAGCAAAGUAACAGGGAGGGCAACGGGAUGAAUGGAGGUGUUGAUCUCUUCCACAUGCUGCAGCCAAACAGCGACUCGCUGCUGUUCUUCCAGGACGGAGGCAGUUCACAGGGCGCCGGUCACUCCACAGGACACGUCUCCAUCCAUACUGUAACGCUGUCUGGAGAAGAAGAGUUUGAGCAGGAAGUGGUGUCACAGAGCUCAGUCAACACCUUCAGAAGUUACCAAGAUGGAGAACAUAUCGGUUCAUUUGAGGGGGACAACAGAGAACAAGCUCGAUAUGAUUUAGAAGAACCUCAUAGGCAAAGUGGGUUAUUACCACAACAUGGAAUAUCUAAUGACUUAUUAGAGGAAAAUAGAAACUUUCAGCCGCCUGCUCAGAUUAUUGAACCAGAGAGGGUAUCACUGGUCUCUUUCGCCUCAAACGAGCAGUCAGAAGAUGGCUACCCUCGCAUGGACCUGGACACUAUUGACAGUGGAUUUGGAGAGUGCAGCAGCCCUGGAGCCUCAGACUCAAACAUGGCAGAGCAGAUGGACACUGAAUUGUUUCAUGAUCACAACAGCUCCAAUUCUAACUAUGUCAAACAGUGGAUGAUAUGUGGCUCUAUACAAGAAGGCUCCAGCAACUCAGAGAACGAACUUCACGAAACACAGUGAUUGUUCUGCUGAUUUACUGCCAUCAUCACUGUGGGACACGUAUUCAACCCUUAAAUGUUUUCUGUAUGUCUUUAUGUCUUGUGUCUUUAUUAGGAUCCCCAUUAGCACUAGCAUGAGCAUUGGCUAUUCUUCCUGGGGUCCUCACACACACAAAACAUACAUAAACAUACAUACAACAAAAUUAAAACAAAACAAAACAGCUCAUAAUUUCAUGGAAUUUUACAGUGCUGUAUUAAAUGAAAACUAAAAUGGUCAUCCAAUUAUCGCCAUCCUAAGGCCAAACAAAAGUAAAUACAAAUAAGAGUACAUAAUAAUAUAUGCAUACAUAGCCACAGGCACAGUUCAAAUGUACUUUAUAAUACUUUAAAAAAUGUUUAGCAACCUUUUGAAAUGUACUUGAGAAUGUUCCCGAAUGAUAUGGAUGGGUAAAGAGUUCCAGCUGACCAUGGCUCUGUACAUGACUGUUUUCUGUCCCUUAUUUGAUUUAGAUUUGGGUAAUACAAACCUUCCUUCUAUUGUAUGUCGUGUUUGAUAGUUAUGUUGAGCAUACUGCGCUAUAAACCUUUGUGAUAAUAUAUGUGGUGAGUGAGUCACUGUAAUAUUUCUGACAAAAUGUAACAAAAUAUAAUUAGACCUCUGUCUGACACCAUUUCAGUGUCUCCAGCAUUUCAGUUACUGUGGUUCUGUAGGAGCACUGCAGUGCACAUCGUGCUGCCUUAUUUUGUGCUACUUUUUCUGCAGCACGAGACCAUAUAACCAAACAAUAAUCAAGCUGCGACAGAACCAAAGCAUCCAGAACUUGUCUACUGACAUCUAUUGGCAAAUAUUUUACAAUUAUUUUUACAAGUGACACACCCCUUCCCAUUUUUACAACAUUAUCAAUUUGUUUAGACCAAGAUAAGUUAUGAUCCAGGGUUAUACCUAGCAAUUGUGUCUCCUUGACCUGUUCAAUUUGAAUAUUGUUUAAAUGUAGUUGCAAUUUUAGUUCACCUUUUAACUGAUGAUUUGAUCCUAUUAAUAAAGAUUUUGUUUUUCCAGCA